ACGCCGUCCCUGUUAGACAGAAUGUAAGUUGCUCUCGCCCGAUGCUCUUUCCUGCCUUGCCCGGUUUGAUGGUGUUUUUUGUGACGGUGUCCCGCACUGUUUGCCGGUGCUGUUGAGUUGAGUAGUGGAGGACAAUACAGGUGACUGUGCUGACAUGUUACUUUCUGUAGAGUUCCGUUCGUCGCCCCAAAUCGAGAUCGUCUCACGAUUCUGCCCACGCUCGCUCACGAGAUCGUGUCUCUCGAGGCUCUCGCAGUUCGUCCAUGUCUAGGCAUGCCUACGCACAUGACACAACGUAUUCGAAUUCCCGUGGUCGACACGAUCCGAGCCUGAGUCGCCGUGGAAGUGAAGCGGGGAGCUUGCGGGCCAACCAUAGCUCCGGAAAUCUGAGAGGGUCGGCAAAUGCGUCUCACGAUGCUCUGGGACGGGGUGACCUGAAGGACGGGAUUGGACUUUAUAUGAAUGGGUUCGAUCAUGAGAAUUGGAUCCACCGAGACAAGCUGGCCAAGAUUGAGAGCGAGGAGCUGCAUCAAGCGGCGAUCUUCUUUCAACGCCGUGGAGGACUGGAGCACAGCCGAUCACAACGCGGAAGGAAUCAUGAUUCGAACCACGCCCCUCACGGCGGGUCUACGGUGACCACGCCGCCGACGAAUGAGUCGACGGAACCUUGGCCGACAAUGCAGGACGACUCGCGGGAUAUCACGAGCUCUCCAACUUCUUUUGAGCAGGGUACUGGGGAGGACCGCCACAAUUGGGACUUACGUCGACCGGAGGAGAUCGCCGCCGAUAACAAUGCCGCGAAUUUCUACCAAAAUCCCGGUAUGCGUAAGAGCUCGUCUCGGAUACCUGUCCCGACUGCCAGUCCGGCUCCCAUUUCACCGGACCAACUUGGUCGCGAGUUCCCCAAGCAACGCGCACGGGGGCUUACCAAUGGAGAGGACGAUGCGUUGGCAUUUGGCAAACCCCGCAGGGCCAGCGAGCCCAUCACCGUGGAGAAUUUGGAGGGUUCUACUCCCCCAGGUGCCAGCAGUAGACCUGGGAGUCGUGGGUUCCCAAGCGGGCAAAACACGGGCAGAAAAACGACCGGUAAAGGAGCGACAGCAACGGGUACCCGAAAGUCGUCUGCGCCUCCCGCUACGCGCAAGACAACCCCGAGGAGUCGAGCUCCGUCCGGAAACCAGCGUCCGACCACACGAUCGGGCGAAGGACGUGCCCCUCACCCCGUCAACCGCCCGGAAGGUGACCCGCCAUGGCUGGCGACCAUGUAUAAGCCGGACCCGCGUCUUCCUCCAGAGGAGCAGAUGCUUCCGACCCACGCUCGACGGAUGCAGCAACAGAUGUGGGAGCAAGAGGGUCGGACGCCGACGACGUAUGACCGCGAAUUUGCUCCGUUAGCCGUUGGCCCCGACGGUGGCCCACGUCCGGUCGAGGUGAAGAAAGAAGAGCCGCCGAAACAGCCUCCGUCACCAGUGACGCCGCAACCACCGCCGCAGCCUCCGUCGAAACCGGAGACUCGCGCUCCAGAAAUCCUGCCCACGCCCAAGAGUCCCGAUCCCAGCAUUCGACCCAGUACGGGAACCGGCUACAGCACGAUGCCCAAGGUGCAGGAACCUCCUUCUGCGGGGUUGACACCCAAAUGGAGCCCGCCGGUUGUCACUGCGCAGGAACCUCCUAAGAAGGAAAAGGGAUGCGGAUGCUGCAUUGUGAUGUGACAUUGUUACCUUUUCUACUGGUCGAGUAUUUGUCUCGAAUUUGAUAUCGCAUAUUCUGUUUCUGGUCAUUUGAAAGAUACCUUCCGAACUUCUACUUUGCGACAUCACCCAUUUCCUUUCUUUCUCUCUCUCUCUGUCUAUCUCUCUACCUCUUGUCUCUUCUUUUCCCGCACGCUCGCUCUUUUCAACAUUUCUUUUACCAUCAUAUCCUAUUUUAUUAUUGGCUUGUUUAUUCAGCGUGCCAGGUUGGUUGGCUUGGUGUUUGUGAUCUUGAUACUUUCUUAGGAAAUUCUUAAUUUGUCAUUUAUUCUAGUUCAUUUUCCACAUCGUCGCAUUUGCUUGGCCUGUUGAAUUUCUUGCAGCUGUGGCAAUUUGUCGUUCCUUGCAAGAUUCCCCCACAUUGAACAUUGUCAAUUCCUUAUCCACUGUUGCUUUGCCUUCCUUUAUUUCUUUCUCCGACUGGUCGAAUGUUUUGGCUCCUAGGCAUCUGAUAGGGCCAAGAUGGCAUACCGUUGCGAGUAGCAGCAGCUGGGGAUCAACUUUACGACUUUAACGAUUUAUUUUCUUUGCGAUCCUGAUAUCGAUCUUGAUUGACGUGUUGUCUGGUUGCAUGUGGUCUUUAGCAAGACAAAAGAUUGAUAU
Molecule: messenger RNA, 2354 nt
Organism: Aspergillus melleus
Lineage: Eukaryota; Fungi; Ascomycota; Eurotiomycetes; Eurotiales; Aspergillaceae
Exons: 1
Coding region: 264-1712 (482 amino acids)
Source: RefSeq, a predicted model, not a curated record